This is a messenger RNA of Cyprinodon tularosa, 2789 nucleotides long. It is a transcript of the gene sapcd2, whose product is annotated as suppressor APC domain containing 2. NCBI's taxonomy places the organism in Eukaryota, Metazoa, Chordata, Actinopteri, Cyprinodontiformes, Cyprinodontidae. The coding region runs from base 229 to 1569 and encodes 446 amino acids. The record is from RefSeq and is a predicted model, not a curated record. The transcript has 6 exons.
GAGAAAGGAAAGUAUGGAUCAGAAUGCUGCUGCAGAGGAGCGUUGAGUGCCGCAGGCUCCAACUUACCGAGUUUGUUUUUAUAACUUGAUAAAGACACCGUACUGUUACUUUGAGUUUAAAGAUAGCUUACUAUUUUGUAUGUAGUUUAGUUUUAUAAAGUGAGCCAGCUCGUAUAUGUUGGUUUGAUUGUAUUGAAUGGUUAUCCUGUAUAAGUUAUCAAUACCUUCAUGGCGUUGAUAGCGAGUGAGUUAAACGGAACCGCGGUGAUUUACGGGAGAGUUGGCUCAAGAAGAGACGUGGUUCACGUCCCUGUGGACGGCUAUUUAACGAAUAAAAUGCAACCUAAGGAGGCGGAGUACACCACAGAGGGCUUACCGAAAGCCUUCCUGCACAGCCUGAGAACUCUUUUUGACAUUUUAGACGACGACAGGCGGGGAUAUGUCCACAUCUCGGAGAUAGAGAGCCGUUGGCAGGGCGCGGAUACUAGGGAGCUUCCCGGUGGAGCGCUGAGCUGCCUGAGGAGGGUCACCCCUCCGCAUGGCUGCCUCACCUUUGAGCGCUUCGUGGCCGGGCUGCGACACUCCAUGCUGAACCCUGAGAAUAAUUCCCACUUUAAGGCUCAGCAAGGUCAGAGGUAUCCCCAGAAGACAUGCAGUGUGGGACCCCGACUGGAGAACAAAGUCCGUCCGCUGGGCAACCUGACGAACACCCAGCGGGCGUCCUCCCUGCAGAGCCGAAACCGCCCGGAGGAGUCCGCUCGGUACGGCGCGGGCUUCCAGAGGUCCGGGCGGAGUUUGGAGCGGGUUCCCAUCGCUCCGGAGGACGGGUGUUACCCCGCCGACCCGGGCCAUGCUCCCAAACCCACACAGCCGCAGCAGAGCAGGCUCAGGAACAUCGACUCACUGGCGCUGGAGUCUCCACAGAUCCACGAAGCAUGUGUGAUGAAAUCAGGUUUGCCAAGAUCGCAGAGUGAAUCAGCUACAGGAUUAACUGGUGGGUCCAGGCGACAUGGGCGGAGCCGGGAAGAGCAUAGGAGGCAUACCAUUACCAAUGGAGUGGAUUAUGGAAUGCUGAAGCAAAUGAAGGAGUUGGAGCAGGAAAAGGAUUCGCUGCUGUCAGGCCUGGAAGUUGUAGAGCGGGCCCGCGAAUGGUACCAGGGCCAAAUCCACAAUGUCACAGAGAGGCAGAGACACCUCGGACAGAGCUCCCACUGCGCGGAAUUCAUUACGGAUGCCAGUCCAAGUCGCAUGAAUGUUCUGAUUCCCAAACUACAAGAGGUCAAUCGCUGCCUUAAUGACCUGAUCUCCUGCACUGGAAUGCCACCAUUUCCCAACGGCGGUGCUCAGACAGCAGUGCUCUCAGCAGGCUCUCAGCCGCCAGCCCCAGCUCCUCCACAAGCCAUUCAGAGACUAAAGGACCAGAACAGGCUUCUAACCCAGGAGGUGACGGAGAAGAGUGAGCGGAUUGCUCAGCUCGAACAGGAAAAGUCGGCUCUGAUAAAGCAGCUUUUUGAGGCGCGAGCUCGCAGUGCGCAGGACACCAGCACCAUGGAUUCCACCUUUAUUUGAUUAGCUUCAUCGUGUGAUUCAGUCAGAACAUCUGAAGGAGAGCUGAGAGAUUUUAGUUUACCUGAUUGAACAUUAAUGGCAGUAAUGCACCUUUUUAGGGACACAAAACAUCCCCGACUACAACAUGAGACCAAUCCACUACAAAUCAAAGCAAACGCUACCUGAAUGUAAGCACUCCUGACCUGGGGAUUAGAUGGUUAACGUUUAUUACACUACAGAAAAAACAAAACAAAAACAGAGCACUCUUCAAACCAGACAUGUCUCAUGAUCUCAGUCACUCCAGUUAUCCAAAGAUCAGCAUCUGGAAGAUCAGCACUCCCUCUCCUUAAAGACCUAUUUAUGUUUCUGCUGCUCAGCUUCACAAGGAACAAAACAUGAACCUAACUGUGAGCAAAGCUCAAAUAAAAUGGUACAGAAGAUUGUUUGGACAGUGGGGAUAUUUUAGGAAUAAAACGCCAUAUUGCAGUGGAUGAUAUAAGCUGCAACCCAUUGCUGUGACCUUAGUUAUACCUUUUUAGUUUCAUAUAAAAAAAAAAAUCAAUAUAGGAGAGAAAUUUUUGCUUUUGGUAUUUUCUUCCUUUUGAUGUCAAAUUAUAUUUCUAUAUGAUUUUUUGCAGUGUAUUUUUCCCCCUAAAACAUGUAUUUUAUAACAGUGUGUUCAAAGUUACAUGAAUCUUCUUCAACACAUGGGAUGUUAUUUUAAAGAAAGCCAUGGCAGUACAUUUCACCAUUUGUAGCAUCUCCCCCCAAAUGUAUUUAUAACCCAAAAUGUUCCAGAAUUACGCCUGGAUGGAUCAAAGGUGCAGCAGGAUUCAGAGUCUCAUCUUUUUCUUAAAUGAUUGAGGUUAUGGAUGUCAGGAUGACAUCAAUAACUCCUAAUUUAACCAGUAACGUAAACGGGGAGCAUAUAAAUGCCAAAAGUAACCACAAGAACAUUUCUGUACGCUCUACAGGAUUCAUUCAUUUAAAACCAACACAACCUAUAAAACCUAAAAGUGAUCAGGAGCCAAAAACAAGUAUCAAGUUUCACUUUGAGCCUGAACCAAACAAAAUGGACUAACUGCUUCACAUUUAACACACCAGACGACAAUGAGUGAAGGUUAGACUUCCACAUCCAAUUAUAUAAAACAUGAUUUAAGUUAUGAGCUUGACACAACCAGCAUUUAUUACUAAGAAUUUAGGAGCUUUCUGGUUUUCCAAAAUAAACAAAAUAUCAUCAA